UCCUGCCUUUAGCUCGUGCUGUAAAGAGUUGUUGUUUGGACUGUAUCAGAACUGAUGAAGAUGAUGAAGAUGAUGAAGGUUAAGCUGGACCUGUUGCUGGUGGUUCUGCUGUGUUUAGAGUUGGACUGUGGGUCAGCAGAUCCUGACCCUCUCCAGGUGUUUAGGUCUGGGCUGGGAGAGCGCCCCCUGCUGGUCGUUCCUCUGAAGGAGGCGCUCGGCCGGCCCGGUGUCCGGGUCAGAACUGUCCUGGUCAACUGCUUCCCGACCCACAUGGAGGUCUGGGUGAAGUCGGAUCUGUUUGGUUUGGGGAUGCAGGUGGACCCGGCGGACCUGAGACUCGGUCCCGACGGCCCGGCCGGCCCGACCUGCGGCGUGACCUCGGUAUCGGACCUGGAGUUCACCUUCCAGUUCGCCCUCACCGACUGCGGCACUCAGCACUGGGUAACAGAAGACGCCCUGAUUUAUACCAACCUCCUCACCUACUCUCCGGCGCCCCCUCUGGACGGACUGGUGCGGCUGGAGAAGGCAGUUAUUCCUGUUGAGUGUCAUUACCGGAGGAAGUUUGAUUUAGACAGUGACCCGGUUCUGCCAACCUGGAUCCCCCACCAGACCAACAAAGCUUCACUGGAGAAGCUGAUCUUCACCCUCAGGCUGAUGUCCAGUGACUGGCGGGGGGAGCGAGGCUCUACUGUGUUCUUUCUGGGGGACAAGGUGAACGUGGAGGCGGGGCUUUACCUACCCCAGAUGAAUCUGCGGGUGUUCAUCGAGAGCUGUGUUGCCACUGCGACCCCUGAUCAACGUUCAGAGCCCAGAUACCACUUCAUCGAUAACGGGUGUCUGCUGGAUGGUCGGCUGACUGGAUCACAGUCUCACUUCCUGCCCAGAGAACGUCCCGAUAAACUGGGGCUCCAGCUGGGAGCGUUCCUGUUCCCCCAGGUGGAGAUGUCUCAGGUCUACAUCACCUGCACUCUAAAAGCUUAUCCACUCGAUUACGUGAGCAAGUCUAUGAGCAAGGCGUGUUCCUUCAUCCAGGGCAGCUGGAGAUCGGCAGAGGGAGACGAUUGGACCUGUAACAGCUGUGAGGAUCGGUUCCAGCCGACCCGAUCUUCUCCACAAAAACUGGACCAGGUGCUGCCGACCUACCGACCGAAAACCGACCCCACCGAGGUACCUCGCUCACGGACCCUGUUCAAACCCGCCAUGCAGGCGGACUCCAACCAACGGGAACCUGUUCAUCUCCGCCAAGGAAAGAGUGGUCCAAGCUCCACCCACAAUGUACAGGAGCCUACUGCUGCCUGGAGGGCAGCAGGGGUGGUGCCGAGGGCAGCGGGGGCAUUGCCAAGGGCAGUAGUGCUGGAGCAGGAAACGAGUAUCGGCCCGCUGACCGUGUUCUCCCAGAAAAAUAAACUGGGAAUUAUGGCGCCCCCUAGAGUAAAGGAGGGUUUACCCCUGUACCACUCCUUCAGAGGGCAGAAACCAAUCCCUCACAACAGCCUGUGGGGAGAACAGAAGUUAGAUCUGAAGGAGGAGGUGAGCAGUACAGGAAAGGAGAAAUCAGAGGGGAAAAAUCUGUGGGAAAAGCUGCUUUCUGAAGAAAAGGCUGAUGGAGAACCUAAACCCACAACAGCAACCACCACCACCCCUCCACCCUGGCACACAGCACUGUGGGAAACUGAGUCUUCCAGAGUAGAAGGUGUUGCUGGUCCUUCCCUUCACAAUGUAAGAUCACCCAAACCAGAAUCAGCUCCCGUCCACCCCCUGCAGGAAACCAGUCUAUCACCAGAGACGCUAACUGCCAGCACAUAGUCUUCAGUUCAUACGUCUAGCAGUUCUACAGCAGCACCAACGCCAUUGGACAGUGAGAUGGACUCUAAGACACUGCCGGCGGACUCUGAGGACAGUCCCGGAGGUUUACAGAAGGGGCUGGUCUGAGGAGACUGUGGACUUUCAGUUUGAGAAAUAAACGUUCCAAACUGUA
Messenger RNA from Astyanax mexicanus (Mexican tetra), 1978 nucleotides. RefSeq names its product zona pellucida sperm-binding protein 3-like. The record is from RefSeq and is a predicted model, not a curated record. Bases 55 to 1806 code for a protein of 583 amino acids. Gene Ontology annotation, molecular function: acrosin binding. The transcript is spliced from 11 exons. Gene Ontology annotation, cellular component: extracellular matrix. Lineage: Eukaryota; Metazoa; Chordata; Actinopteri; Characiformes; Acestrorhamphidae. Gene Ontology annotation, biological process: positive regulation of acrosome reaction; egg coat formation; binding of sperm to zona pellucida.